Messenger RNA from Diuraphis noxia (Russian wheat aphid), 1955 nucleotides. Its product is annotated as dihydrolipoyl dehydrogenase, mitochondrial. Gene Ontology annotation, molecular function: dihydrolipoyl dehydrogenase (NADH) activity; flavin adenine dinucleotide binding. Gene Ontology annotation, cellular component: mitochondrion; oxoglutarate dehydrogenase complex. NCBI's taxonomy places the organism in Eukaryota, Metazoa, Arthropoda, Insecta, Hemiptera, Aphididae. The record is from RefSeq and is a predicted model, not a curated record. Gene Ontology annotation, biological process: 2-oxoglutarate metabolic process; pyruvate metabolic process.
AAAUUUUUUGACAUUUUGAAGGGCAAAAAAAAUUAUAUCCAUAAUUCAUAUUUCAAUUUCAUCAUUUAUCGUUCGUUUUCAGUUUUUAGUUCAAAACACAUUGGAUCUGGCCCAAAAUUAAUAAUUUUUUAUUUCCCUAAGUGAUUUCCACUUGAUCAAGCAAAAUGCAAUCAAAUAUAUUUAGUAGGUUUUCAAUGGCUCUAAAGCCAAAUAUGUUAAAAAAGUCAAAACAUAUCGAGUGUGGAUUUAUAUAUUCUGUAGUUAACCGUCGUUAUGCAAGUGGAGAUUCAGUAGAUUUAGUUGUUAUUGGUUCUGGACCUGGUGGUUAUGUAGCUGCCAUUAAAGCUGCACAGUUGGGAUUGAAUACUGUUUGUGUUGAAAAAAAUCCCACACUCGGAGGUACUUGUCUGAAUGUUGGUUGCAUUCCUUCUAAAGCACUGCUGAAUAACUCACAUUAUUAUCAUAUGGCACAUUCUGGUGAUUUAAAUUCUCGAGGAGUUGAAGUUGAGAAUGUCAAGCUUAACCUAGAAGCAUUAAUGCAAACAAAAACAAAUGCUGUGACUGCACUGACUGGUGGAAUCGCUCAUUUAUUUAAAUCAAAUAAAAUAACAUUAGCUAAAGGUCAUGGUAAAAUUAAGGACCCAAACACAGUAUCAGUACUGAAAGAAGAUGGAUCUUCAGAAGAUAUCAAAACUAAAAAUAUACUUAUCGCUACAGGUUCUGAAGUUACUCCUUUUCCAGGAAUCGAUAUUGAUGAAGAAACUAUUGUUUCUUCAACAGGUGCAUUAAAACUUUCGAAAGUUCCUGAAAAAAUGAUUGUUAUUGGUGCUGGUGUUAUUGGUCUUGAGCUAGGAUCUGUUUGGAGUCGUUUAGGAGCAAAAGUAACUGCUGUUGAAUUUAUGCCUACAAUUGGUGGUGUUGGCAUUGAUGGCGAAGUCUCUAAACAGUUUCAAAAAAUAUUGACUAAGCAAGGAUUAGGUUUUAAAUUGGGAACUAAAGUUAUCAGUGCAAAUAAAUCAGGAGGACAAAUAUUAGUUGAAGUUGAGAAUGCUAAAGAUUCUUCAAAAAAAGAGACGUUGGACUGUGAUGUGUUACUUGUAAGUGUUGGUCGUCGACCUUAUACACAGAAUUUAGGCUUAGAAGAAAAUAGCAUUGAAAAGGAUGCUAAAGGAAGAAUACCCGUAAAUUCUAGAUUCCAAACUGUUAUUCCUAAUAUAUUUGCAAUCGGAGAUUGUAUCCAUGGACCAAUGUUAGCUCACAAAGCUGAAGAUGAAGGUAUAGUUUGUGUUGAAGGUAUAACAGGUGCACCAGUACAUAUUGAUUACAAUUGUGUACCUUCAGUUAUAUAUACACACCCAGAAGUUGCAUGGGUUGGAAAAAGUGAAGAAGACUUGAAAAAUGAAGGUGUUGAUUAUAAAAUUGGAAAAUUCCCAUUUGCAGCCAAUAGUAGAGCAAAAACUAACAAUGAAACUGAUGGUUUUGUUAAAGUUCUUGGCGAUAAAGUUACUGAUAAAUUAUUAGGAUGUCACUUAAUUGGACCAGGUGUUGGAGAGAUAGUCAAUGAAGCUGUUUUGGCAAUGGAAUAUGGAGCAUCCUGUGAAGAUAUUGCUAGAGUCUGCCAUGCACAUCCAACGUGUUCGGAAGCAUUAAGAGAAGCAAAUUUAGCUGCAUACUUUGGUAAAACUAUUAACUUUGGUUGAAGUAAUAUGUUAUUUCACAACUGAACAGUCUUCAAACCAAUCUCAGUAUAAAGAAAUUCAUCUGUUUACUUUAGAUUACUACUCACUUUAAAUUAAAUUUGACUUUUUGUUCAUUUUUAAUAAAAUCCCUUUUGUUUAUGUAUCACAAAAUUAGUUUUUAACUAAUAGCAAUUCACUACCCAUCUGUUUCUACAAAUUUAAACAAACUAGUUUUAAUGAAUGAAGUUAAAAUAAAUUAACCAUUUUCCUUUUUAA